Molecule: messenger RNA, 1437 nt
Organism: Trypanosoma brucei brucei TREU927
Lineage: Eukaryota; Euglenozoa; Kinetoplastea; Trypanosomatida; Trypanosomatidae
Product: variant surface glycoprotein
Exons: 1
Coding region: 1-1437 (478 amino acids)
Biological process (GO): symbiont-mediated evasion of host immune response
Source: RefSeq, a predicted model, not a curated record
AUGAUCAACUAUUUGUUUGCUGUUGCGCUUUUAAUAAUGCAGCAACUAGCGGCCGUAGACGCGACGGCGCAAAAGGGGAUGCUUCCAGCUUUCUGGAAACCGCUUUGUGGACUCUCCGAAGAGCUGGAUAGCAAACCGCACAAAGCAAUUUCAGACCUACAAUCGGCAACGAGCCAAGUCGAACUCAUGCAGCGCGCCACCCUGAGGGCACAAAUUUAUGGCUUAGCGAUGGCAGGAACAAAAGAAGCAACGCCAACGGCUUUAGCAGAACUUUACUACAGCAGCAAGGUGCAGGCCUCCCUUUCUAAACUAAGGACAACGUCAAUACAAGCAGCCAUCGAAACCGCAAGCGCGGCAACGUACCUCAAAGGGCAUGUAGAUGAAUACUUAUCGUUAUGGUCUAACGUAAACCAAGGCGGCAGCGACGGCUGCCUGCUAACAAAUGCCGGGUCAGCGGCGGCGACCAUAACUCAAAACAGGCUUGGCGGCACGGAAUGCAAACUGAAACUAACAGGGGCAAGCAGCAGCGGCAUACAACCAACCCAUAUAACUGCCAACGGCUUUCCCCAGCUGGCGCAUAGGAUAUCCGGAGACGACGAACAGCACUCAAGCGGGAAGUGCACACUUGCCAGCGGCCACACAAACAAUGGCCUAGGAGACGGCUCAGCGCUGGCAGCAAACUUCAAGGUGCUAGACGGCUACCUAACAAUUCCAAACAGCGCCAACGCGCUGAGCAUAAACAGCGUACAAACAAUGACCCAAGAGCACGCCAAUACGCACCCGGCGUGGUACAACGCAUGGUCGAAAAACAAGCUCCCACCGCAAGCAGAGGAUCCAGCCUUCACCAACACUACUGGCGAAAUCAAAAAUUACAACUUAGUCAGCGAAGCGAUCAGAACAGUCAACCUUAAAAAAGCAGAGGCAGCCGACGCAGAUGUAGAGGCACAAGUGACCUCUUACUUUGGCGGAAAAGACGACGCAAAGUGGAAAGAGUUCAUAGCAAAAAUUGAGAAAUUUCCGAUACCCGCCAAAACAGGCAAACAAGCUGAGCCAACGACAUUGGGGGCAAUAGAAGAUACAGAGACGCUACUUACAAUACUGUAUCACUACCAAUUGCAACUGAGCAAGAGAUUGACAGAGCUACAAACAAGAUUGGAUGACACUGAAUCCAAGGGUAAAAAUAAAACCCCAGAGCAACUAUGUAACGAAAUAAAAGAUGCAAAAACAUGCAAUGCUGACAAAAAAUGCAAAUAUGAUGAAACAAAAAAAGAAGAACCAAAGUGCACAUUGAGUGAGGAAGGGAAACAAAAAGCAGCAGAAAAAGCAAACCAAGAAACAGAAGGGAAAGAUGAGAAACCUGGAACUACAAACACCACAGCAAGCAAUUCUUUUGUCAUUAACAAAGCCCCUCUUUUGCUUGCAUUUUUGCUUUUUUAA